This is a messenger RNA of Zootermopsis nevadensis, 3933 nucleotides long. RefSeq names its product cuticlin-6. NCBI's taxonomy places the organism in Eukaryota, Metazoa, Arthropoda, Insecta, Blattodea, Termopsidae. The record is from RefSeq and is a predicted model, not a curated record.
UCGUGUGUUGUGCGUUGUGAGACGGAUCAUGGCCCACUCUGUUGUCAGGCACUGGUGCCGAAUAUGUUGGUGCCUGAUACUGCUACAGUGGUUCGAUGGGACGCUGGAGCAGGAUGUGACGUCACCGGAGGCGGCAGGGGGUGGAGUUACUGAUGUGUACGCGGCGUACUCUGGCGAGCAGUUGGACAAUUCUGGGGGAGGCUCCAGGGUGCUCCUGAGGAAGCUGACUCCUAUCGUAGUGCCCGAUAACGAGACGGACGGACUGGUGCACGACAGCAGCGAGCAGAACUCGGUGGUGUUUGUGGCGGAUGGAUCAGGGUAUGUGCCCAUUGGUCAGCUGCGCUCUCAUCCUGGGCCACAUCCAGAUGAUUUUGACUAUCACCAUGUAGCACCUAUCGAGGCUUGGGACAGAGACUACAGCCGAUGGCGCUCCAACACAACCCGUGUGCAGCAUAUUGAAGCAGAAUGUCAAGAUGAUUACAUGAAGAUCCGCAUCGGUUUCAAUGGCUCCUUUACCGGUCUGCUCUAUUCUUCAGGCUACUCGUACGACCCAGACUGCGUCUAUAUCAACGGCACGGGACGGGAUUAUUAUGAAUUCUUCAUCCAGCUGAACAGAUGCGGAACACUGGGAAGAAACACUCAUCAUGAGGACAGUAGGAAGGCUCCGACAAAGAACUUCAUGUGGAACACCGUGACGGUGCAGUACAACCCGCUCAUCGAAGAGGAGUGGGACGAGCACUUCAAGGUCACGUGUGAAUAUGGCUAUGACUUUUGGAAGACUGUCACCUUUCCGUUCCUAGAUGUGGAAGUGGCGACAGGCAACCCUGUUCUAUUCACCCUGUCACCUCCCGAGUGCUACAUGGAGAUUAGGCAUGGGUACGGCACUUCAGGUACACGUGUCGGGGGUCCAGUCCGCGUCGGAGAUCCCCUCACUCUCAUAAUCUACAUGCGCAGCAAAUAUGAUGGUUUUGACAUUGUGGUUAAUGACUGCUUUGCGCACAAUGGGGCCACUAAGAAGAUCCAACUCAUUGACCAGUAUGGAUGCCCUGUAGAUGACAAGUUGAUAAGUCGGUUCCGUGGGUCUUGGAGUGAGAGCGGUGUGUUUGAAACACAAGUGUUUGCCUACAUGAAGACCUUCCGCUUUACCGGUUCCCCAGCACUCUACAUUGAGUGCGAUGUGCGAAUGUGCCAUGGGCGAUGCCCAAGCCAGCCCUGUCACUGGCGCAAUGCCAAGUCCCUAAAAAAACGUUCUGUGGAUACCACAACGCUAACCCCGCCACCUCACGCCUUGUCCGAGAACGUGAGUUUAUUCCAGUCACUGCGUGUCAUACAGGAUGGUGAGAAUGCUGACGCAAGUUCAUCACCUAGCAACAGCACGCUUUCUGAAUCUAACGGCGUGUGUCUGAGGACUGGUGCCUUUUCAGCACUGCUUGGUCUUGGCUCUGUCCUGCUUUGUCUUCUGAGUCUUUGUGUCAUGGUGCUCUGUUGUCGUCUCCAUCGCUUGAAGGUGGCAACACUGGAGAAAGAUGCCAUCUCAACAUCUGACCCCCCAUCAAUAUUUGACCACACCGGCUUCAUGACGCACAAAGGACGCAUAAACUGAGAGCUGAAGUGUUACGUAUUUAAGUUUUCAGCUCCGUCCUCCCACUUUGAAACGUGCGCUUGAUUGUGCAUAAGCGUAACUUGCCGAACUGUGCACAUCUGGCUUCAGAGUGACGAUGAAGUAGAACUUUCAGAUGGACCAGCUAUUGGAUAAUGAAACAGUAGGUUGCCUGUGACCCCUUCACAUAAAUUGACAGAUAUGACCUCCCAUUUAUGAGUUUACUUUAUGCAAAUAAUACAUGCAGAAGCAACAGGAAAGCAGUAAUUUCUGUGUUACAGUGCAUUCAAGAGGAAAAUAUGUUUGAUACAUGCUGCCCCUCAUUGUAUAACUCACUUUUGAUGGCGUAAUCCUGUUGAUUUGUUCCGUAGCUUUUAUUGUCCCACACACACAGUGCCACUGCUGGUCAGACAAUGUAACUAACUAUUUAACAGUAUCCUAGUGCAAUGCAUGGCCAGCUGGACUGUUAAUGAGAGACAUAAAUGAUAAAGGUUAACUUAAUGCUGUCAUGUAUGUGAAUUUCAGAAAUCUUCAAUUUCCAGCCUGUCCUUUAAUGCAUUCUUUCUCUAUCUUGUAAUAUACCUAUGGUCACUAUUUAGUAACUUCAUGUGUUGUCACGUUCUGUCUCCAUUUUGUUUUGUUAUUGACAAAAGGCAGAAUAGGCUAGAAGGUGAAAGCCAGCUGUCAUACAAGAGCAGGAUUCCUCCUAUCAAUUUUUUACAUAAUGGCUGUUUGCAAUACUAAUAUAUUAAUUUAUUUGCUCCCAAAAAGAGUGUACAAGUUGAUGUUCAAAGUAACUGGUCCAUUUGGAAGUUGAGUGGGAGAUGGUUCUUAUUUAUUUCUGAAGAAACACAUUACCUGGACUUCAGAUGGUAUGAAUCAGACCUGAGAUUCAGUCUUCGGAGUAGACAGUGCAGGGUCAUAGGAUAAGCGUUAACACAUUCAUGUUGCCUUGGAUUUCAUGUCCAUUUCCAUGUGUGUGUUGCAAUUUAUAAACAUUUUCUCCACCUAGUAUACUAACUGUUGGUCACAAGUGGGGAAGAGACUUCAUCUUGUAUUUAGAUAAAUGCAGAAGAUGAGAAAGGUAUAAUAUUUUCCUUUUUUUUGACUCUGCUAUAAUUAAAAUCCACAGAUUCCUGGUCUCGCAUAUGCCCAUAAAAUCACAGAAUAUUAACUACAUUUUACUAUGUUGAAUGUUCCUGCCACAUUUAUGUUCAUUACAUUUCACUGCAGAGUCUUAACGUUUUUCGAUAAUUGCGUAUGAUAACAACUUUUAUACAUUGUCCAUCAUCUCAACAUAAAGUUAUGAACGAUGUCCAAAAUAUCAGUCAUGUUGAUUACAUUCUACUGCAUUUAAUGUGGGAAAGGGUUAAGCACCACGUGCUCAUUUGUUACAAGACUUAUAUGUGAAAACAUGAAUGUUGUUUUGAAUUAUGAGUUUCAGUGUUGUGUCUUCGAACAAAUUGACUUUUGGAUGUAGUUACUUGAAGAAAAGCUCGGAGGACAGUUUUUUUUUUUUUUCUCCAGCUGGUCUCCACAGUGUUUGACCUGUGUACAUAAGACUCGUAGAUCAAGUGGUUUGUGGGUUGAGUGACAUGAAGCAGACUGCUCUCAUCAGCUUGCACUGUCAGCCACGUCUGUGAGACUACUCUCUGCUCGCUAGUUGAAAUUUCUUUACAGGGCAUACACAGUAUGUUCAUCCUUUACAUUUUAAAUGUUUAGAUGUUUUAAGAGCUCGGUUCUUCUAUAUUUUAAAAUACAAUGUACAGUGUAUAAUUCUUAUGCACAGUUAAUCCAAAUACCAUCUUCUCGUGAUGAAAUUCUUUCAGGCGAUCAUCCACGCCAAUUUGGAGCAGACGUCUGUUAAGUACCUAACCUAACAUUUACAGUUGUUUACCUCAUUUCUCCAAUCCCAGUGACCACGUGGUCACUGGGACCGUGGGUUCGAAUUCCACUCAAGCAUGGAUGUUUGUCUGCGUCUUUCUGCGUUGUGCUGUCCUGUGUACAGGUAGAAGCCUUGCAACAGGCUGAUCACUCAUCCAAGGAGUCCUAUCAACUGUCUAAUAGAUCAAAGCCAACGAAAGUUGGGACCUGCAGAUGCUCAAGGCACUGAAGAACAGGUCGCCUAAGUAUCUCCAAUCUUGCUCCAUGAUUUGUGUAACUGUCUGAUGCUAUAUCACCUAUUUUGUUGGUAUUUUACAGAUGGGCGUUUGUAAAUGCCACAGUUGUGUUGUAACAGCUAUAGUUGAAGAGAGAGUCUGUUUGUAUGCCACAAUAUUGGCUGAUGUUUGUACACCUUAUUGUCUAUAAAAUAAAAAUUGUCAGUGACAGAA